AUGGCGCCCUCCCCUGAGCAGAUCGCCAGCAACCUCCUCAUACCCCUCAACCUCUCCGUCACCUCCAUCCAACCCCUCCAAACCCUCUGGGCCGGCUACGGCACCAUAUGCUCGCUUCGCGCCCGUCCUGUCACCCCUGAAGCAGCUACGGUAGUCUCCUCACUACUUUCCACCCCUAUUACUCCAAACACGGAAAUCCCUCUCAUCCUCAAACUCAUCAGCCCGCCCAAGGCGAAGCUCAAUGACGAGGGCCAUCUGAGGAAGAUUUUGAGCUACGAAGUCGAGCAGUAUUUCUACGCCCACCUCGCCCCGAAACUAUCAGAUGACGUGGGCGUCGCCAAGUGCAUCGCCUCGAGCGCAGCGGGUGCGGGCGCCCUGGAUGGCAUCGUCGCCAUGGUGCUGACCGAUCUGAGGCCCGAGUACCCUGUUGCCGGGGGCAAGCGGGACGUCCUGUCGAGCGAGCAGGUAGACGCUGCCUUGAGGUGGCUGGGAAGGUUUCACGCCGAGUCUAGGGCUUGGGUUGGUGGCGAGAGGGCAGAGUAUGUUCUCCCGCCGCUGCAGGAGGCUCGGCGGCGAGAGGAGGGGAACAGGGGAACCAAGAUCUGGCUGAAUGGUGGCUACACUUACCUUGCCACGCGCCUGAACGAGUAUGCUUCCUUGGAGGCAGAUGAUGAUUCGGAAUGGUCGGGCGCAUUCUGCGAUCACCAUGAGGAACUCGGGGCCAGUAUCGCUGAGGCCGUUGCCGAGGUGUUGAAGCCCACGGGACGGGGUUUCGAGAGCGUCAUCCAUGGCGACGUCAAGUCCGAGAACCUGUUUACUACGGAGGAUGGUAGCAAGGUGGCCUUCUUUGACUUUCAAUAUGUCGGCCUUGGACUCGGGGUGUGUGACCUGGCCAAGCUGUUCACCUGUUCGGUACCCCUCAAACUCAUCACUGGCUCAGAUGAGUGGCAGAUUCCCAUGGAGGAUGGGGAGAAAGAACUGUUGAGGCGCUAUAGAGCAGCAUUGCUUAACGGAAAAGGUGAUGAAUCCUACCCAUGGGAUGACUUUGUCAGGCAUUGGGAAUGUGCGCUGGUAGACUGGUGCCGAUUCCAGGCGAGCUGGGGGUUCUGGGGCAACACCGAAUGGCUGGAGGCGAGAGUGCGCUCAAUCCUGGGCGACCAAGCCUGGAGAGCCUGGUUGCAAUAUGAGCUUCAAAAAUAA
This is a messenger RNA of Verticillium dahliae VdLs.17, 1200 nucleotides long. RefSeq lists its product as uncharacterized. The transcript has a single exon. The record is from RefSeq and is a predicted model, not a curated record. The coding region runs from base 1 to 1200 and encodes 399 amino acids. NCBI's taxonomy places the organism in Eukaryota, Fungi, Ascomycota, Sordariomycetes, Glomerellales, Plectosphaerellaceae.